This is a messenger RNA of Apis florea (little honeybee), 2335 nucleotides long. RefSeq names its product Activating transcription factor-2 (gene Atf-2). Gene Ontology annotation, molecular function: DNA-binding transcription factor activity. The record is from RefSeq and is a predicted model, not a curated record. Gene Ontology annotation, biological process: regulation of DNA-templated transcription. Lineage: Eukaryota; Metazoa; Arthropoda; Insecta; Hymenoptera; Apidae.
AAAUGUACUAAAUACUAAGUAUGAACUCGGCACUCUAUGAAUGAAAGAUUACUGAUUUAAUAUAGAAACAGCUGAUUCGAAUCUGUGUGUCAAAAGAUUCCAAGAGGUUAUGUGCAUUAUUUAUUUUUCAUAUGUCUGAAUUUGAAUGACUUAAAAAUUGUAAAAUAAUCAGUAUUGAACAAAAAUAUGCGUUGCCGAUACAGAAAUUUCCAAGAAAAUGAAGUCUUCUGGCGAGUUGUAUUAUAUUGCAUACAUUUUAAACUUUGUUUUUGUAUUAGAUCGUACCACCUGUGAAUUGUUGUUACAAAAUUUCUGUUAGUAAUUAACAAUGGCAGAUACUGAAAAAAUGUUUGUUUGCUCUUCGUUUGGAUGCAAUAUGAGUUUUACAGAUGAGGAUCAGUUAUUGGUUCACAAGAAAAAACAUGACAUGAUAUUAAAUCUUGGAAAUAGUUCUAAGAAUAAUGGUUUUGUUGCAGAUCAAACACCUACGCCAACACGUUUUAUCAGAAAUUGUGAAGAGGUUGGAUUAUUUCAAGAUUUACAAAAUGUAAAUCCUUUUGAAGAAACUUUUAGAAGAGCAGUAGAAUCAGGAAAUACUGGUACUCUUACGGUACCAGAGGCUGGACUUACAGAUGAUACAUUGCACACACCUCAUAUAUUUCCCCAUAUCGCAGAUGUAUUGUCUAGUAACAAUCAAAUGUUAUCUGAAAACUCUGUGCCAGAAUGUAACAGUAUUUCAAUUGAAAAAAGCACAGAAGGAAAAGCUACCAUUGAUAGUGAAGUUUGUACUCCUGUGAAACUUACCGAAACGGAAGAGGAAAACUUAUUAAAAGAAAAAUUUGAAUCAAGCGUUGAACGAAACGUAACAUUAACAGAGAAUAUUAUCAAUCAAGUUACGCAUGCACCAAUAAUACCGAAAGUUUUACAAGAACAAUCAAGUUCGCAAUUGUCAUUUAAUGGUGAGGAGGUUCAAUUAUUGCUAAAAACAGCCGAUGGAAAAUUAAUGCAAUUAUCGGCGAUUCCACUUUGUGAUUCUAUUGACACGACAAACGUACAGUCUUUGAAGCAACAAACAGUUGUUAUAAAAACAGAACCUCUUCUGCAAUGUAAUACAAGAUUACAGCUCAAAAAAUCUGCUAUUUCUACAUUGUCUCUAGCAAAAAUGAAAUUAAAACAAACUUUAACAAAAGCUACCGGUUCGCAAAAUCAAAAACCCAAUGGUAAUCUUCGGAAAGAUGAAUUAAAUAAUGCGAAAAGAGAAAAUAGAAGUAAAACGAUAGAGGAUCAAUUGAAAAAAAAAGAAAUUCUAGAACGUAAUCGUGCUAGCUCCAUGAGAGCAAGAGCAAAAAGGAAAGCGUGGAUACAACAACUUGAAAGAACGGUCACUAAUGUAAACGAAACUAACGUAGCACUCCAGAUGGAAAUAAAGGUUUUACGAACGGAGGUUGCUAAAUUAAAAACGCUUCUAUUGGCUCAUAAAGAUUGUCCAGUUACAAAAGCAAUGCAAAAAGGAAAUGGUAUAAUACUCGGUCCAAAAAUAAUAUCUGUAAAUUCAGACGCUAUAACUAGCCCAAUUCCAGUGACAUCAACAGUGAAAAGAUCUACUUUUUCUUCCACGGAAGUGCCUAUUAUGCCAAAGAAAAAAUUAUCUUUGGCACCAUCAAAAAAUCCAAUAAUUUUUCCAAAAGUAGAUUGCAAUACAAAUCUAUCAAUUCCUAAUGCCACGUUAAUUAAAACGGUGCCUACUCUGAAGAUUAUGAGUGUCGGUCAACUCUUAACAGAGAAGGAAGAAACAAAGCCAAUUUUUAUUAUGCAAAAUCCAAUAAAAAAAAUAGAAAAUUCCACUAGACAAAUAAUUCAAAUAAAUCCUAAUUAUGAGAUUGAUCAAAACGCAUCAAAGAAUAACGAAACGUGAAUGUGAUAAAAGACAAACAUUGUACAAUAAUCGUUAAAUGAUUAUAAUUUCAUUGAUAUUUUGGUAAGGAAAUGAUAUAGAAUUAGAAAUAUAAGUCGGUAUGUGUAUAAUGUAGAUAUCAAAGUAUUGCGCGUUAUUAACUUAAAUUAAAUAAACUUUGCAAUGUUGAACGAUAUUGAAUUUCUGAAUUGCUUUUGUAAGUUGAAGUCUUGCUCGAGUUAGGAAUGACAGUGCAAGAAAGAUCAGAAGGAGAAGGGAAGAAUAUACAGAGAAUUUUGGCUAUAAUUUAAUAGUAUAUGGGGAAUUUUCUAUUUUCAUAAUAUGGUAAUGUGAAUGAUACUCCAUAUCCAUGUGUAUAAAUCUAGGAAAAGGAAUCUUGUAUUUUUAAUUUAUUAUAAUAAAUUCAAUAUUUUCUUGCAA